Purpureocillium takamizusanense is the source of this 1468-nucleotide messenger RNA. RefSeq lists its product as uncharacterized. The coding region runs from base 698 to 1402 and encodes 234 amino acids. Gene Ontology annotation, molecular function: 3'-5'-DNA exonuclease activity. Lineage: Eukaryota; Fungi; Ascomycota; Sordariomycetes; Hypocreales; Ophiocordycipitaceae. The record is from RefSeq and is a predicted model, not a curated record. Gene Ontology annotation, cellular component: cytosol. The transcript is spliced from 2 exons.
GGGCGGAACGAGGCCUCAUUAUGACUUUUGUGACUCAAUGAAGAAGAGCCCAGGCUUUUUUAUGGCUUCGUGACUCACUCGUCUCUAUGUUCUCAAGACUAUUUCAACACAGAGUCAUCUCACGCUCAAGUUCACCUCUUUUCGGUCAGGCACUUUCCAUCACAAGUAUGGCUUCAGAAACAGCCGCGGCCAUCGCGCCAACGGGCGCGACUUACACGCCCAGAUAUGCGGAUAUUGGCAUCAAUCUGGCAGACCCAAUCUUCCGUGGCAGAUAUCAUGGCUCUCAGAGACACCCCGACGACCUCGCCGCCGUCAUUGGGCGGGCGCGAGAGGUUGGCUGCACCAAGCUCAUGGUGACUGGCUCCGACUUUCAAAGUUCUCGAGACGCACUGAAGCUGGCAGAUGAACAUCGUGAGUGGUCUCUCGGUUUGGGUGUGUCAAUGUCACGCACCUGCUCACAGCGUCUAUAGCCGGAACGGUAUUCGCAACUGCGGGUAUUCACCCUUGCAGCAGUUCCAUCUUCAGCUCAGGAGGACACUCUCAUGAGAAUGGACAUUCGGUGCCUUGCGAUCCCGACCCUUCAACCCCUGUUCCUGAGCACCACUCACCCUGUCCCGACAAGUCGUCAAGCGUCAUCGCAGAUCUCGCGAGUUUGCUAGCCGAUGCCAGGUCGUCCGGGAAAGGGCACCUCGUGGCAAUGGGCGAGUUCGGUCUCGACUACGACCGGUUGCACUAUUGCAACAAGACAGUCCAGCUACACUCGUUCAAGUCUCAACUUGAACUGGCUGCCUCUAUCUCCCCACAGCUACCACUCUUCCUGCACUCGAGAGCCGCGCACGCCGACUUCGUGGCGUGUCUCAAGGCCGCCUUUGGAGACAAGCUGGAGAGGCUGGAAAAGGGAGGCGUAGUCCACAGCUUCACGGGGACGCCCGAUGAGAUGCGCGAGCUCAUGGACCUGGGCCUAUACAUUGGCAUCAACGGAUGCAGCUUCAAGACAAAGGAGAACUGCGACGUUGUCAAGGAGAUUCACCUUGACCGGCUCAUGCUGGAAACCGACGGGCCGUGGUGCGAGGUGCGUCCUAGCCACGAGGGUUGGCGGUAUCUGGUUGAGAAGACGGCGUCCGAGGCGCCCGCAGCAAAUGGCUCCGCGACGCCGUCAGGGCCCCCACAAAAACAGCCCAAGAAGAAUCAGAAGAAGGAGCCGGAGGCUUUUGAGCGUUACAAGGUCGUCAAGAAAGAGAAGUGGCAAGAGGGUGCCAUGGUCAAGGGUCGAAACGAGCCGUGCAACAUCGAGCGAGUGGCCAAGGUCGUCGCCGCCAUCAAGGGGGUGGAGCUGGAAGAGGUUUGCGAAGCAGCGUGGAGAAACACGAUACAAGUGUUCGGACUUGGCGAAGAGAAAUAGACCUUGAUUGCAGCGUGUUGAGGGGUAUCAUUGCGUAGAAGUAGAAGUCAUCAAACAUGAGCGGCG